This is a messenger RNA of Iphiclides podalirius (scarce swallowtail), 234 nucleotides long. Lineage: Eukaryota; Metazoa; Arthropoda; Insecta; Lepidoptera; Papilionidae. The record is from the annotation of a GenBank genome assembly.
AUGCUGUUACUCUACAAUUUAGUCGACCUGCUAACACUGGAAUCCGUCCGCCGCCGGAAGCCAUUGCGAGACAGCUUGACUCACGGCUUGACCUCGCCGGAUGUUUUGGAGGUCGCACUCCACGAGACAGAUGACGACUCGUCUGCUCGUUUCGCCGGGAAUUUUAAUUGGGAGCCCUCUACGCGCGCGAUUGGCCUGAGAACCGUUCGCGGUUUCCUUAGGGCUCUGUGCACU